Molecule: messenger RNA, 6926 nt
Organism: Oenanthe melanoleuca
Lineage: Eukaryota; Metazoa; Chordata; Aves; Passeriformes; Muscicapidae
Gene: DOCK7
Product: dedicator of cytokinesis 7
Exons: 49
Coding region: 124-6426 (2100 amino acids)
Biological process (GO): axonogenesis; small GTPase-mediated signal transduction; positive regulation of GTPase activity
Molecular function (GO): guanyl-nucleotide exchange factor activity
Source: RefSeq, a predicted model, not a curated record
AGGAGGCGGCGGGCGCGGCGAGCGCCGGGGGUGGGAGCUGCGCCGCUCAAGUGCGCGGCUCGGCGGAGCAUUACGGCGGCCGAGCGCUGCCCGGGCCGGCAGCGCGGAGCCCGCAGCGCGGCCAUGGCCGAGCGCCGCGCCUUCGCCCAGAAGAUCAGCAGGACCGUGGCAGCUGAGGUCAGGAAGCAGAUCUCAGGCCAGUAUGGAGGCUCCCCACAGCUCCUCAAGAACCUCAACAUCGGAGGCAGCGUCUCUCACCACACCAGUGUGCCUCUCACAGAAGCUGUGGAGCCCGUGGACCUGGAGGAGUAUCUCAGCAGCCACCCCGUGGCCGUGGAGCCGGGGCCCCUGCGGGACCUGCUGGAGUUCCCCCCGGAUGACAUCGAGGUGCUGUCCACGCCCCGCGAGUGCCGCACGCUGGUGUCGGCCGUGCCCGAGGAGAGCGAGAUGGAUCCCCACGUGAGGGACUGUGUCAGGAGUUACACGGAGGACUGGGCGAUCGUCAACAGAAAAUACCACAAGCUGGGAACUGGGUUCAACCCCAACACCUUGGACAAACAGAAGGAGAGGCAAAAAGGGCUCCCCAAGCAGGUCUUCGAGUCUGACGAAUCUCCAGAUGGCAACAGCUACCAGGAUGAACAAGACGACCUGAAGCGGCGCUCGAUGUCCAUGGACGACACGCCCCGGGGCAGCUGGGCCUGCAGCAUCUUCGACCUCAAGAACUCCCUGCCCGAUGCCCUGCUCCCAAACCUGCUGGACAGAACCCCAAACGAGGAGAUUGACCACCACAACGAGGACCAGAGGAAGUCCAGCAGGCACAAGGAGCUUUUUGCACUGCACCCAGCUCCAGAUGAGGAGGAGCCCAUAGAGAGACUCAGUGUCCCUGAAGUACCCAAAGAACACUUUGGCCAAAGACUCCUGGUGAAGUGUUUGUCCCUGAAAUUUGAAAUAGAAAUUGAGCCCAUUUUUGCAAGUUUGGCUUUGUAUGAUGUUAAAGAAAAGAAGAAGAUUUCAGAGAAUUUCUACUUUGAUUUAAACUCUGAGCAAAUGAAGGGAAUGCUUCGGCCUCAUGUCCCCCCUGCUGCUAUUUCCACCCUGGCCAGAUCUGCCAUCUUUUCUAUCACCUACCCAUCCCAAGAUGUCUUUCUAGUCAUAAAGCUGGAGAAAGUUUUACAGCAGGGAGAUAUUGGGGAGUGUGCAGAGCCUUAUAUGAUUUUUAAAGAAUCUGAUGCAGCAAAGAACAAGGAGAAGUUGGAAAAACUGAAAGGCCAGGCAGAGCAGUUUUGCCAAAGACUGGGGAAGUACCGGAUGCCUUUUGCCUGGACAGCCAUUCACCUCAUGAACAUUGUGAGCAGCGCUGGCAGCUUGGAGAGAGAUUCCACAGAAGUUGAAGUUGGCACAGGAGAGCGGAAGGGCUCGUGGUCGGAGAGGAGGAACUCCAGCAUCGUGGGGCGGCGCUCCCUGGAGAGGACCACGAGUGGGGACGAGGCUUGCAACCUGAGCAGCUUCAGGCCAGCCACCCUGACAGUCACCAACUUCUUCAAACAGGAGGGGGAUCGCCUGAGCGACGAGGACCUGUACAAGUUCCUGGCUGACAUGAGACGUCCCUCGUCGGUGCUGCGCAGGCUCCGGCCCAUCACAGCUCAGUUGAAGAUAGACAUAUCUCCAGCUCCAGAGAACCCCCACUACUGCCUAACCCCAGAGCUGCUGCAAGUCAAGCUUUACCCAGACAGCAGAGUCAGACCUACCAGAGAAAUCCUGGAGUUCCCUGCCAGGGAUGUCUACGUCCCAAACACCACAUACAGGAAUCUCCUUUAUGUGUAUCCACAGAGCCUUAACUUCGCCAACCGCCAGGGAUCUGCCAGGAACAUCACAGUGAAAGUGCAGUUCAUGUAUGGAGAGGAUCCCAGCAAUGCCAUGCCGGUCAUCUUUGGCAAAUCCAGUUGUCCUGAGUUUUCCAAAGAAGCAUACACAGCUGUGGUGUAUCACAACAGAUCUCCUGAUUUUCAUGAGGAAAUCAAGAUUAAACUUCCAGCCACUUUGACAGACCACCACCACCUGCUUUUUACUUUCUACCACGUCAGUUGCCAACAAAAGCAAAACACACCCCUGGAGACUCCAGUUGGCUACACCUGGAUCCCAAUGCUUCAGAAUGGCCGGUUAAAGACAGGUCAGUUCUGUCUUCCUGUGUCAUUGGAGAAGCCACCACAGGCUUAUUCAGUGCUUUCCCCAGAGGUUCCCCUCCCUGGGAUGAAGUGGGUGGAUAACCACAAAGGAGUUUUCAACGUGGAAGUUGUUGCUGUGUCAUCCCUCCACACUCAGGACCCUUACCUCGACAAGUUCUUUGCACUUGUCCAUGCUCUGGAUGAGCACAUGUUCCCUGUGCGAAUAGGAGACAUGAGAAUUAUGGAAAACAACUUGGAAAAUGAACUGAAGAGCAGCAUUUCAGCUUUAAAUUCCUCUCAACUGGAGCCGGUAGUGCGAUUUCUUCAUCUCCUGCUUGACAAACUGAUCCUUCUGGUAGUAAGACCUCCUGUCAUUGCAGGCCAAAUAGUUAACCUGGGCCAGGCAUCUUUUGAAGCAAUGGCAUCAAUUAUAAACAGACUUCACAAGAACUUGGAUGGCAACCAGGACCAGCAUGGCAGGAACAGCCUUCUUGCUUCCUAUAUUUAUUAUGUUUUUCGCCUACCCAACACCUAUCCCAACUCACCAUCACCAGGUCCCGGCGGCCUGGGCGGCUCGGUGCACUACGCCACCAUGGCCAGGUCGGCCGUGCGCCCCGCCAGCCUCAACCUGAACCGCUCGCGCAGCCUCAGCAACAGCAACCCCGACAUCUCGGGCACCCCCACCUCGCCCGACGACGAGGUGCGCUCCAUCAUCGGCACCAAGGCUACGGAUCGAAGUUGUAAUCGUAUGUCUUCGCACACUGAGACGUCAAGUUUCUUACAAACAUUAACAGGACGAUUACCAACCAAAAAGCUUUUCCACGAGGAGCUGGCCCUGCAGUGGGUUGUGUGCAGCGGGAGUGUGCGGGAGGCAGCCCUGCAGCAGGCCUGGUUCUUCUUCGAGCUGAUGGUGAAGAGCAUGGUGCAUCAUCUGUAUUUUGCUGACAAACUGGAUGUGUCGAGAAAGAAUCGUUUCCCGGAGCGCUUCAUGGAUGACGUGACUGCACUGGUCAGCACAAUCGCUGGUGAUAUAGUCUCCCGCUUCCAGAAGGACACGGAAAUGGUGGAGCGGCUCAACACCAGCCUCGCGUUUUUCCUCAAUGAUUUGUUGUCCAUCAUGGACAGAGGAUUUGUGUUUAAUCUUAUUAAGACCUGCUACAAACAGGUGUCUUCAAAGCUGUAUUCCUUAUCAAAUCCAAGCAACCUGGCAUCUCUGAGGCUGGACUUCCUGCGCAUCAUUUGCAGCCAUGAGCACUAUGUCACCUUGAAUUUACCCUGCAGCUUGCUCACACCACCUGCAUCUCCAUCACCAUCUGUGUCUUCAGCCACUUCCCAGAGUUCUGGGUUCUCCACAAAUGUCCAAGACCAGAAGAUUGCAAAUAUGUUUGAGUUGUCUGUGCCUUUCCGCCAGCAGCAUUACCUGGCUGGGCUGGUGCUCACAGAGCUGGCUGUCAUUCUGGAUCCUGAUGCAGAAGGUUUGUUUGGAUUGCAUAAGAAGGUCAUCAACAUGGUACACAACCUGCUGUCCAGCCACGACUCGGACCCGCGGUACGCUGACCCCCAGGUAAAGGCCCGGGUGGCAAUGCUGUAUCUACCUCUGAUUGGCGUGAUCAUGGAAACUGUGCCUCAGCUCUAUGACUUCACAGAGAGUCACAACCAGCGGGGGAGGCCGAGCUGUGUCACCGUGGACGAUUACGAGAGCGAGGGUGGCAGCAUGAUCAGCCAGACUGUGGCCAUGGCCAUUGCAGGGACUUCUGUCCCCCAGCUCACCAGGCCCAGCAGUUUUCUACUCCCUUCUUCGAGUGGCAGGCAGCACUCCACCUUCUCAACAGAGUCCAGCCGCAGCCUCCUCAUCUGCCUGCUCUGGGUGCUGAAGAAUGCAGAUGAGAGUGUCCUGCAGAAAUGGUUCACUGACCUGUCAGUGCUGCAGCUCAACCGCCUGCUGGACCUGCUCUAUCUCUGUGUGUCCUGCUUUGAGUACAAGGGCAAGAAAGUGUUUGAAAGAAUGAACAGUCUGACGUUUAAGAAGUCAAAAGACAUGAGAGCCAAACUUGAAGAAGCAAUUUUGGGCAGCAUAGGGGCAAGGCAGGAAAUGGUCCGGAGAAGUAGAGGACAGCUGGAGAGGAGCCCUUCUGGGAGUGCCUUUGGAAGUCAGGAGAAUCUGAGAUGGAGAAAGGAUAUGACUCACUGGCGGCAGAACACAGAGAAGCUUGACAAAUCAAGGGCAGAGAUAGAACACGAGGCACUCAUCGAUGGGAAUCUUGCAACAGAAGCCAACCUGAUAAUUUUGGAUACUCUAGAGAUAGUUGUACAGACGGUGUCCGUGACAGAGUCCAAGGAGAGCAUCCUGGGUGGGGUGCUCAAAGUGCUGCUGCACAGCAUGGCCUGCAACCAAAGUGCCCUUUACCUCCAGCACUGCUUUGCCACACAGAGAGCUUUGGUCUCAAAGUUCCCUGAGCUGCUGUUUGAGGAGGAGACAGAGCAAUGUGCAGACCUGUGCCUGAGGCUCCUGAGGCACUGCAGCAGCAGCAUUGGCACCAUCAGGUCCCACGCCAGUGCCUCCCUGUACCUCCUCAUGAGGCAGAACUUCGAGAUUGGCAACAAUUUUGCCAGAGUGAAGAUGCAGGUGACCAUGUCCCUCUCAUCCCUGGUGGGGACAUCCCAGAACUUCAAUGAAGAAUUUCUGCGGCGUUCCCUCAAGACUAUUCUGACAUAUGCUGAAGAAGAUCUGGAACUUAGGGAGACAACAUUUCCUGACCAGGUCCAGGAUUUAGUGUUCAACCUCCACAUGAUCCUGUCGGACACAGUUAAAAUGAAGGAGCACCAGGAAGAUCCAGAAAUGCUGAUUGACCUGAUGUACAGGAUUGCCAAGGGCUACCAGAAUUCCCCCGACCUGCGGCUGACCUGGCUGCAGAACAUGGCAGGGAAACAUUCCGAGAGGAGCAACCACGCCGAGUCUGCCCAGUGCCUGGUGCACUCUGCAGCCCUGGUGGCCGAGUACCUGAGCAUGCUGGAGGACAGGAAGUACCUCCCUGUGGGCUGUGUCACAUUUCAGAAUAUAUCUUCCAAUGUUUUGGAAGAAUCAGCAGUUUCUGAUGAUGUUGUGUCUCCAGAUGAAGAAGGAAUCUGUUCUGGGAAGUAUUUUACAGAAGCUGGUCUGGUGGGAUUGCUGGAACAGGCUGCAGCAUCUUUCUCCAUGGCUGGCAUGUAUGAAGCAGUUAAUGAGGUUUACAAAGUACUUAUUCCUAUUCAUGAAGCCAACAGAGAUGCCAAGAAGUUGUCUGCUAUUCAUGGUAAACUGCAGGAAGCAUUCAGCAAGAUUGUUCACCAGAGUACUGGCUGGGAGAGGAUGUUUGGCACCUACUUCCGAGUUGGUUUUUAUGGAACUAAGUUUGGAGACCUGGAUGAGCAAGAGUUUGUUUACAAGGAACCUGCAAUAACCAAGCUGGCUGAAAUCUCCCAUCGGCUGGAGGGGUUUUAUGGAGAGCGCUUUGGGGAAGAUGUGCUGGAGGUGAUCAAGGACUCAAACCCUGUGGACAAAUGUAAACUUGACCCCAACAAGGCCUACAUCCAGAUCACCUACGUGGAGCCCUACUUCGACACGUACGAGAUGAAGGACAGGAUCACCUACUUCGACAAGAACUACAACCUGCGGCGCUUCAUGUACUGCACGCCCUUCACGCUGGACGGCCGCGCCCACGGCGACCUGCACGAGCAGUUCAAGCGCAAGACCAUCCUCACCACCUCCCACGCCUUCCCCUACAUCAAAACCAGGAUCAACGUCAUCCACAAGGAGGAGAUCAUUUUGACCCCCAUUGAAGUUGCCAUUGAGGACAUGCAGAAGAAAACACAGGAACUGGCUUUUGCCACCCACCAAGACCCUGCAGACCCCAAGAUGCUGCAGAUGGUGCUGCAGGGAUCAGUAGGUACCACAGUGAAUCAGGGACCAUUAGAAGUUGCACAAGUUUUCUUGUCUGAAAUCCCCAACGACCCAAAGCUCUUCAGACACCACAACAAACUUCGCCUCUGUUUCAAGGACUUCACAAAAAGGUGUGAGGAUGCCCUGAGGAAGAACAAGAGCCUGAUCGGGCCGGACCAGAAGGAAUAUCAGCGGGAGCUGGAGCGCAACUACCACCGGCUCAAGGAGGCUCUGCAGCCCCUGAUCAACAGGAAGAUCCCACAGCUCUACAAGGCAGUGCUGCCUGUCACGUGCCACAGAGACUCCUUCAGCAGGAUGAGCCUUCGCAAAAUGGAAAUCUAAACGAGUUAAAAACCAAAAUAAAAAAAAAAAAAAGCACUUAAAAAUUAAGGUUUUGAAAAGAAAAAGAGCCUUGUUAUCAGCGCUGGGAAUCAAAGAAGUUUUAUUGUGAAAUAAAACUUGGACUUCAUCCUGGACAUCCCACACAACCUCUUCCUCCAUCAAAGUGUUCAGUGGCCAAAAAAUCAUUCUGAAUUGUCAAAUGUAGACUUCUCAAUGUUUGAAAAGAAAAAACAAAACCAUCAUGGCAGUGGUAUCCAGAGUAUUGGUGAUGAGCUGUAAACUGACCUGUUUUUUAAGGCAUUUUUAUGACUCAAAGGUACACUAAACGCAUUUACCUUUAUUUAUAGCAUUACCUAAUGUUAAAUUUAUUUUACUUUUAGUUCCUAUAUUUAAUUUAUAUUAGGACCAUACGCAAAUGCAUUUUGGAAGUUUUUAAUGUAGUGAUGAUGCUGAUGGUUAUUUUGAUGGUACUAUUAAAUAUGUGAAUGUUUACACUUUAA